GCCGCCGCAGCCGGGAGCUGUGAGGGUCGCGGGCGAGCUCGGCAGCCGCGCCAUGGCCUCGGUGAGCUUUGAGGACGUGGCUGUGCACUUCACCCAGGAGGAGUGGGCUCUUCUGGACCCUUCCCAGAAGAGUCUGUACAGAGACGUGAUGCAGGAGACCUGCAGGAACCUCGCUGCCGUAGGACACAAAUGGGAAGACCAGAACCUUGAAGACCAUGAUAAAAAUCCUGGGAGAAAUCUGAGAAGUUGCCCGUUACUGACCAUCCGCAUGAGCAAAGGCGGUGACCAAGAUGGAGAAAACCUGACUUGGAAACCGACUCUCAGGACGAACAGGAUAAGUUCCGCUGGAUCCGCACCGUGUGAUCACAGUGUGUGGGGGAAGGCCCCUUCGUGUCACUCGUCCUCUGGUAAGCACGCCACACCUCACUCUCAGUGUAAUCCACAUGAGCGUGAGAAAUGUGUGACCAAGCAGUGUAACCCUGCUUCUCUGAUAACCUUUCACCGGUACAUGAGAACUCACGUUGUGAAUGGGACCUGUGAAUGUGAGGUAUGUUUAAAAUAUUUUGGUUUUCCAGGUACACUGGGACCGCCUCAGGAAACUCAGAGUGGAAAAAGUCCUCAUCGAUACAAAGAAUGUGCGACGGUCCCUGUUAGUGUUAGUUCACUGCGCACACAUGGAGGAGCUCGUGCUGUAAGAAAACGUUAUGACUGUAGUCAGUGUGGUAAAGUUCUGAGUUCUCACAGUUCACUCAGACGACAUGAAAGAAUUCACAUGGAGAAAAAACCGUUUAAGUGCAAGCAGUGCGGGAAAGCCUUUAGGUACCACAGUUACCUCCACCUGCAUGAAAGAAUCCAUACUGGCGAGAAGCCCUAUGAAUGCAGACAGUGCGGGAAAGCGUUUAUAUUUCCUGGCGCCUUGCAGGUACAUGAAAAAAUUCAUACUGGAGAAAAACGUCAUGAAUGUAAACAGUGCGGUAAAGCCUUUAGACGUCAUAGUGAUCUUCAAGUACAUGAAAAAAUUCACACUGGAGAGAAGCCCUACGUGUGUAAACAGUGCGGUCGAGCUUUUAGGCUUAACAGUCACCGUCAGAGACAUGAGCAAACUCAUACUGAAGACAGGCCCUUUAUAUGCAAACAGUGUGGCAGAUCUUACGAAUGCUACAGUAAGCUGCAGUUACACGAAAAAAUUCAUACUGGAGACAGAUCUUUUGAAUGUAAAGAAUGUGGCAAAGUUUUCGGAUGUUACAGUAAGCUGCAGUUACAUGAAAAAAUUCAUACUGGAGACAGACCCUUUGUAUGUAAAGAAUGCGGUAAAGCCUUUAUAUGUCACGGUCAUCUCCAGAGGCAUGAGACAACCCACACUGGAGAGAAACCCUAUGGAUGUAAACACUGUGGCAAAGCCUUCAGUCGCAACGGGCAUCUUAAAAGACAUGAAAGAACUCACAAGCAAAUGUCUGCAUGCCCCAGAGAAUAAUAAUUCGCCAAAGUCCAGCUAGGCAAACCAACAGCUGUA
Molecule: messenger RNA, 1513 nt
Organism: Acomys russatus (golden spiny mouse)
Lineage: Eukaryota; Metazoa; Chordata; Mammalia; Rodentia; Muridae
Product: zinc finger protein 20-like
Exons: 4
Coding region: 53-1474 (473 amino acids)
Biological process (GO): regulation of transcription by RNA polymerase II
Cellular component (GO): nucleus
Molecular function (GO): DNA-binding transcription factor activity, RNA polymerase II-specific; RNA polymerase II transcription regulatory region sequence-specific DNA binding
Source: RefSeq, a predicted model, not a curated record